AUGCCAAGCAUUUCAGUAGCUACAGACAUCAAGAACACCGAUAUACGAUCUUCUUCUUCUUCUUAUUCUUCGUCUUUUGGUACCACUGUUACUUCGUCAACAACGUCCUUGUGUCUCUCCCUAAAGAGAAAAAGACCACCCAUGAUUGAGAUUCCACGGGUCUUGCAGGAAAUACACACAGAAAAGUUCAUAUUCCAUGAGAAAACGGUCGGAGAUCAGCCACUCUGCUUCGAUGAGUUAGAAGUUGGGGUUUUCUCCAUGAAGGGGAAGAAAAAGGUGAUGGAAGACACUCACAAGAUUGUUUCUUCCUUAAAUGGGGAAUCUAGGAAGGGCUUUUUUGGGGUUUAUGAUGGACACGGAGGUACAAAGGCAGUCGAAUUUGUUGCAGAGAAUUUACACGGGAAUAUAUUUGAAAUGCUGGAUAAGUGUGGAGGUCAUAUGGAGAAGGAAGAUGCAAUAAAAGCUGCAUAUCUCAAGACGGACCAGGACUUCGUGAAACAGGGUUUAGGCAGCGGCACCUGCUGUGUGACUGCCCUAAUUGAAGGGGGCGAUAUUCUUGUUUCAAACCUGGGAGAUUGCAGGGCAGUUCUCUGUAGAGAUGGCAUGGCUGAAGUCCUCACUAAAGACCAUAGAGCUGAACAGGAAGAUGAGCGGAAAAGAGUUGAAAACAAGGGAGGAUAUGUAGACAUCCACCGAGGAGCUUGGAGAGUCCAUGGAAUACUCUCUGUUUCUAGAAGCAUUGGAGAUGUUCAUCUGAAGGAAUGGGUAAUGGCCGAGCCUGAAACAAAGAUCCUGCAUUUGACUCCAGACAUGGAGUUUCUUGUCCUAGCCUCGGAUGGACUGUGGGAAAAGGUCGAUAGUCAGGAAGCUGUUGCUAUUGCAACACGUAACUGUUUGGCUGCAAACAAGCAGAGAUCAAAUGUUCUUUGGAAGGAAGAUGAUGGGGAGUCUGAUUGUGACAAUGUGAGUCCUCCGUCCAAGGUACGCAGGAUUUCCAGGGUCAAGCAACAGAAAGUGAAGAAUCACUCUCAAAGUAAAGAAAAUGUUCUUUGGAAGGAAGAUGAUGAGGAGUCUGAUUGUGACAAUGUGAGUCCUCCGUCCAAGGUACACAGGAUUUCCCGGGUCAAGCAACAGAAAGUGAAGAAUCACUCUCAAAGUAAAGAAAAUGUUCUUUGGAAGGAAGAUGAUGAGGAGUCUGAUUGUGACAAUGUGAGUCCUCCGUCCAAGGUACACAGGAUUUCCCGGGUCAAGCAACAGAUAGUGAAGAAUCACUCUCAAAGAAAAGAAAAUGUUCUUUGGAAGGAAGAUGAUGAGGAGUCUGAUUGUGACAAUGUGUGUCCUCCGUCCAAGGUACACAGGAUUUCCCGGGUCAAGCAACAGAAAGUGAAGAAUCACUCUCAAAGUAAAGAAAAUGGUGGGUAUAAGAAAAGUAAUCUUAGGAAAGAUGAAAAUGAAUCUAAUGGUGAAGACCUGAGUCCAUCGCAGUUACAGAGGAUUUCAUUGAUCAAGCAACAGAAAAUGAAGAUUUGUCUGCAAAAUCAAGAGAACAACCACUAUCAGCAGAGACCAACUUCCAGUGGGCUCAUGGCAGCUUGUAAGGAGCUUGUGGAUCUUGCUGUGAACAGAGGAAUAAUUGGAAAAAUGCAAGACCCAAUUGGGAUUCCUGCUUGCUUUUCAUCUGGAGAGAAGCCAACUGAUGAUCCGGCAGCCGUGACCAGGUCAGGCCAGAGUGUGUUCGUGUCAGUCUACCGGACAAAGAUUGCUGGUCAGUGCCAUCUGAUCACCAUCACUUGGUGCAAAAAUCUACUGCUUCACGGGCUCUCCGUCUCGGUGGAAGGGCCAGAGGGAGAGAGCCACUACAGCUGCAAGGUUGAGCUGAAGCCCUGGUAUUUCUGGAGGAAGCAAGGUUCCAAACGCUUCAUGGUGGAAGGCAAGCCUGUCGAUGUCUUCUGGGAUCUAAAGACGGCCAAAUUUAACGGAGAGACAGAGCCUCAAUCGGAUUACUACGUCGCUGUGGUAUGUGAAGAAGAAGUUGUGUUAUUGCUUGGUGACCUGAAGAAGGAUGCUUACAGAAAGACAGGGUCUCGUCCAGCUCUAAUGGAGCCCAUUCUGGUUUCAAAGAAAGAACAUAUUUUUGCCAAGAAAAAGUUCUCCACAAGAGUCAAGUUCCAUGAGAAAGGCAGGUUUCAUGAAAUUUCAAUAGAAUGCAACAACCUCUAUCACCAUGGUAGCAGUAACAGUAGCAGCAACAACAGUUCUGGUAAUGGUGGGCUUGAUCCAGAAAUGGAGAUAAAGAUAGAUGGUCACUUGGCCAUUCAUGUGAAGCACCUCCAAUGGAAAUUCAGAGGUAACGAAUGCAUAUCUAUGAGUAAAUUUAGAGUGGAAGUGUAUUGGGAUGUCCAUGAUUGGUUGUUUAGUCCUGGUCUACGGCAUGCAUUGUUCAUAUUCAGGCCAGUAUCAUUAUCUACAUCGCCAUCAUCGACGUCGAUCUCAUUGUCGCCGCCGUUGUCGUCAUUGACAUCUACUCCAUUGUCAUCUCAGACGGCGAGUUCUAGUUCAGUAGAGGGAUAUAAUGCAAGUGGGUCAUCUGGUUUCUGCUUAUUUCUCUAUGCUUGGAAGGUGGAAUGAGUUUUGAGUUAUUCAGACAAGGGUGAAAUCAUAUCAUUUUCCCUACCAUCAUCAUCUUGAACAUCUCCAGCUUUAGUAAAAGGUAACAGAGCUGAAGAGGCAAGUGGGUCUUGGCUAUAUCUUCAUGGCCAUGGUGGAUGUUGGUUCUGAACUCUGUAGAUUGGCUCUCAGGCUCAGUUUCAAGUUUGAACACAAUCCAUCCAUCCACAGAGAGAGAGAGAGAGAGAGAGAGAGAAUGCUAAGGUGGCCAUCACAUGGGACGGUGGUGGCCCCCCAAUGGUGGGGUUGGAAUUUUGUUACAGCUGGUAGUGAUUAGAUGUAUAUGAGUGGCCAGGACAGAUUGGAUCACAAACAUGCCCAAUAAUUCCCAAUCUAGAGGCAUCUCAGCCUCUCUCUCUUAUUAUAAUUCUUUGAACUCAAUUCCACAACCCUCUCCUUGGCUGGUAUCUUCUCACAUCUUGAUAAGAGAGAACUUCCAGCAUAUGUAUUUAUUUAAAGGAAAAAGGUUAAGAAUUGGGCAUAGGCGAUUGAAUCAAGCACAUGAGAGAAGGGCUUUGAUGUGUGUGUUUGUGUGUAAUGGUGGGGCUGUGGAUGUUGAUGGGAUAGGGAGAACUGAUUUGUAAAAGGUUUGUGAAUGUGCAAAUGCAUGUGCACAGGGACAUGGAGUUUUUGUUCUUUGGUUCCUUUUAUUCUUUCUUUCCUUGUUUUAUGGUUGUAAAUUCAAUGAAGCUGAAAAUCUUUACAAGAUUUUGUUAUGGUUUUAACUUUUAUUCUCA
Molecule: messenger RNA, 3404 nt
Organism: Telopea speciosissima
Lineage: Eukaryota; Viridiplantae; Streptophyta; Magnoliopsida; Proteales; Proteaceae
Exons: 6
Coding region: 1-2628 (875 amino acids)
Molecular function (GO): cation binding
Source: RefSeq, a predicted model, not a curated record